GUUGGCCGCCCGCUGCGGUGGGUAUCGUCCUCCUCCCAGCCGGGCCCGACGGAGAGUGACCCCGGCGAGGGACAGGUGUUCCUCAGCGAGAGCUGCGUGAAGAGGCUGCUGGAGAUCACAGAAGGCUCAGAGUUUCUUAGGCUGCAGGUGGAAGGAGGUGGCUGCUCUGGAUUCCAAUAUAAGUUUUCCUUGGACACAGUUAUCAAUCCUGAUGACAGGGUGUUUGAACAAGGUGGUGCCCGUGUGGUCGUGGAUGUGGACAGCCUGGCCUUUGUGAAAGGUUCCAUGGUAGACUUCAGCCAGGAGCUGAUUCGCAGCUCCUUCCAGGUGUUGAGCAACCCCCAGGCAGAGAAGGGUUGCUCAUGUGGGACUUCCUUCUCUGUUAAACUCUGACUGGACUUCCCAUGGAUGGACACUGUCUGCAGAUACUUUCUGGCAGUCUUCAGAGGAUUUUUGCUUAUUCUUUUCCCAGCUGCUCCCUCUCAUCUCCCUUGCACUGUAACACAGAUGUUAUACAUGACUCCAGCUGUGUGUGUAUCUGCACUGCGCCUGCCUCCAAGACUUGUUGGCCUUCCCUUCAGAAACAUGAAGUAGCCAUGAGCACGCACACGGGAGCAUCAUCAGCGCCUUGUGAACCACCAGUGAGGUGGUGCUGACUCACCUACCCUGUCCUGAAUGUGGAACCACUUAACUGCUUGUCUCUGCAAGAGAUGGCUCUAUAUAUGUGUGUGUGUUUAUUGAACAUUCUUACUAAAAAAAUGUCUUUGAGAUUGA
Molecule: messenger RNA, 774 nt
Organism: Pterocles gutturalis (yellow-throated sandgrouse)
Lineage: Eukaryota; Metazoa; Chordata; Aves; Pterocliformes; Pteroclidae
Gene: ISCA2
Product: iron-sulfur cluster assembly 2
Exons: 3
Biological process (GO): iron-sulfur cluster assembly
Cellular component (GO): mitochondrion
Molecular function (GO): 2 iron, 2 sulfur cluster binding; iron ion binding; 4 iron, 4 sulfur cluster binding
Source: RefSeq, a predicted model, not a curated record